AUGUCCUUGGAAGCCUUCAUUCGUCAAGCUGAUCGUCUGGUCACCUUCAAUGCCGAAGUAGUCGGUGGUAAUGUUCCCUUGACGUCUGCACAAUUCGUAAAUAUUCACAUUUCUGAAGUUAAGUCCUUAUGGGCAGGCAUCAAAUCAGCGUAUGACCAAUUUAUGUCCGAUCGAGCCAGCGAAGAACAGGACGAGGAGGAUGAUGAACAGGAAGAAGAAGCAGAAGCCGCUUCAGAGCUCGAGACAUUCCAAGCCAAAUAUAAUAGUGCCUAUAUCACUUAUUGCGAGUGCUUGGCUCGCCUUACACAGUUGUCUGAGGAUCUCCAAAGGCAAACAGUUCCUAAAGAGCCUUCUGUUUCACCUCCAAACCCUUCGCCUCAGAGUCCUAAUUCUAUAAUCCAUAAUGAUCAAGGUUCAAAUUAUUCUUUCAACCUGCCUCCAUGCGAUAUCGAAGUUUUCAACGGGGAUUAUAUGUCAUGGCCUACUUUCCGAGAUAUAUUCACAGCCGUGUACAUAAAAAAUUCUAGGCUCAGUCCAGUCGAGCGAUUGUUUCAUUUGACCCAGAAGACUAAAGGCGAAGCUAGGGAUAUUGUUCAACGUGCACCUUUGACAAAUCAAGGUUUUCAACUUGCUUGGAAAGGUUUGUGCGAUCGUUUCGAAAAUAAACGAAUUCUUGUUAAUGGUCAGUUAAAAGUUCUAUUCAAUCUUCCUGUCAUUAAUUCCGAGUCAGCGAGUGCUAUUAAGUCAUUGCAACGCGACAUAAAUUCUUGUAUUGCUGCGUUAUCUCUGUACGAUAUCGACGUCAGAAGUUGGGAUCCAAUAUUUGUUUUUCUUUGUUCGAAUCGUCUUCCUGACUCAACUCUGACGCUAUGGGAACAAG
Messenger RNA from Musca vetustissima, 880 nucleotides. RefSeq lists its product as uncharacterized. The transcript has a single exon. The record is from RefSeq and is a predicted model, not a curated record. Lineage: Eukaryota; Metazoa; Arthropoda; Insecta; Diptera; Muscidae. The annotation marks the transcript as partial.